AUGGAAGAUCGUGGUGGUCCUGUGGAAAGGAUUGAAGAACACGAUCCAGCACGUAUUGGUGCUGAGCGUCGAGCCUUGAUUGAAUCAAGGUUCGAAUACGCUGAAGUGUUAUGCCUGAUAAGCUCACUGGUGCUACAGGUUUACCUGUCUGGUGCCAAUGUGUUUAUACACAUCAAUAGGCCGUCUAAUGAAACUUUGGUUGAAGACGGCUUUAAAGAUGAGGUUUUUCUGGCUGAAUUGAAGGAGUUGUUUUGGAAUUGGGCCGACUAUAUAGUCAUUUAUUCGGGGAUUGUUGUGGCGGUAAAUUAA
Molecule: messenger RNA, 309 nt
Organism: Bursaphelenchus okinawaensis
Lineage: Eukaryota; Metazoa; Nematoda; Chromadorea; Rhabditida; Aphelenchoididae
Source: the annotation of a GenBank genome assembly